CAUAUUUUUCUCAUACGUCGUGUGGCAAACGUCAACAAUUGAUAAACCACUCACUUCUAAAAAAUAAUAAUCAAGUUCUAACUCCACACAAAAAUAUUUUUGAGUAUUAGUUGUGUGUGAUAUAUUUUAGAUGGUAAAAUGAAUCGCUCCGAAGGAUUGGUGCAACGAAGAAAUGUUCUAAAGGAUAACAAUUCUGAUGGAACACCAAAAGAGAACCAUGACGAUGAUAAGAAAAACGAUAAAAACUAUGAUGAUGGCGACUCAAAGGAAACUCGUUUAACAUUGAUGGAAGAAGUUUUACUAUUGGGAUUGAAGGAUAAAGAGGGUUACACAUCGUUUUGGAAUGAUUGCAUAUCUAGUGGCUUAAGAGGAUGUAUACUAAUUGAACUAGGACUACGAGGCCGCGUAGAAUUAGAAAGAGCCGGGAUGAGAAGAAAGGGAUUGUUAUCUAGAAAAGUUAUAGUGAAAUCAGAUUCACCAACUGGUGAUGUUUUAUUAGAUGAAGCUUUGAAACAUAUGAAAGAGACUGAUCCGCCAGAAACUGUACAAAGCUGGAUAGAGUACUUGAGUGGUGAGACUUGGAAUCCAAUGAAGCUGAAGUACCAACUGAAGAAUGUCCGAGAGAGACUUGCAAAGAAUCUAGUGGAGAAAGGAGUUCUUACUACGGAGAAACAAAAUUUCCUACUCUUUGAUAUGACCACACAUCCUUUGACAGACAAUGUUAUUAAAUGUCGCUUAGUUAAAAAGGUACAAGAGGCGGCACUGCGGCGGUCUAUCAGUGACGUGGCGCACGCAGACAAGCGGUCACUGGCGCUGCUGAUGCUGGCACACUCCGCUGAUGUACUGGAGAAUGCGUUCGCACCGCUGUCAGACGAGGACUACGAGCUGGCGACGCGGCGUGUGCGAGCACUGCUCGAUCUAGACUUCGAAGCUGAGGCCAUGCGCCCUGAUGCCUGCGAGAUAAUGUGGGCUGUCUUCGCCGCCUUCACUAAAUAACAGCCCGAGGACAAGUCUGCAGAAAAGCACCAGAAACAUAUGGCUAUUUCUGCUCGGAUUCGAUACCAUACAAGAGAAGUUUGAAAGACAUUGAUGUGAGUUUUGUUUGUCUUUGGUGAUAUAAUUGGCAUCAGAAAUGUGGUAUAUAAAAUCGUGCCAGUAUUAAACAUUCAAUAUAUGUAUAUAUUUUCAUUUGGAUAAACAUAUUUAAUAUAUUUAUUAAAUAUUUUCUCACAUAUGGUACUAAUUAUGUUGAUUAUUCACCGCAUCAAAACUUAGGAGUGCAAGUUAAACUGGCACAAAGAUAUAUUUAGUUAAAUUGAUAGAUAACUGUUAGAUAUAAAUUGUAUAGAUUAAAUAACUAUGGUAUGUUUAUGUCCCUUUUUGUUAUCUUUUAUGCAUAUAUAAUUUUUUCUAGAAGUUUCUUAUGCCGGUAGACUUAAAGAUUUGUUCCUUAAUGAUCAAAUCUGUACAUGUUUACAUUGU
This is a messenger RNA of Papilio machaon (common yellow swallowtail), 1482 nucleotides long. RefSeq names its product Golgi phosphoprotein 3 homolog sauron (gene sau). The transcript is spliced from 5 exons. Lineage: Eukaryota; Metazoa; Arthropoda; Insecta; Lepidoptera; Papilionidae. Gene Ontology annotation, biological process: retrograde vesicle-mediated transport, Golgi to endoplasmic reticulum; Golgi to plasma membrane protein transport; Golgi organization. The record is from RefSeq and is a predicted model, not a curated record. The coding region runs from base 139 to 996 and encodes 285 amino acids. Gene Ontology annotation, molecular function: phosphatidylinositol-4-phosphate binding. Gene Ontology annotation, cellular component: cytosol; Golgi cisterna; trans-Golgi network.